This is a messenger RNA of Syzygium oleosum, 1517 nucleotides long. RefSeq names its product RHOMBOID-like protein 8. Gene Ontology annotation, biological process: proteolysis. Gene Ontology annotation, cellular component: membrane. Gene Ontology annotation, molecular function: serine-type endopeptidase activity. The record is from RefSeq and is a predicted model, not a curated record. The coding region runs from base 117 to 1301 and encodes 394 amino acids. The transcript has 6 exons. Lineage: Eukaryota; Viridiplantae; Streptophyta; Magnoliopsida; Myrtales; Myrtaceae.
AUAACCGAAUCCCAUUUGCUACGGAGCAGUUGAAUCGAUUUCCCUCCAUCACCGACCUUCCUCCUCCUCUCCAUUCUCGAGCGAGCUCGAGCUCGAGCUUCGCUUGCAGCAUCGGAAUGGCCGCCUCCGCCAAGCUCGGCGCGGAGCUCGGCCUCAAGCCCCGCCAGCCACCGCGGCCGUCGUUCGACUUCGGCGACUACCCCUGCGGCGGCGGCGGCGGCGGCGGCGGCGACGAGGACCGGGUGCCUUUCUUCAGGUCGGCCUCUCGCCGGCGGGGCGACACGUGGAUCGUCUCCCUCUUCGUGCUCCUCCACGUCUUCGCCUUCGUCGCCACCAUGGCCGUCAACAACUGCGGCGAGAGCUCCCACGGCGAUUGCGCGCUCAAGGCCCUUGGCCGGUUCUCGUUCCAGCCGCUCCCCGAGAACCCCCUGCUCGGACCUUCCGCUUCGACGCUGGAUGCAGUGGGGGCUGUCCGACGAACAUUGCUGACUGAGCACCAGACUUGGCGACUCUUCACUGCACCAUGGUUGCAUGCUGGGAUUUUCCACCUAUUGAUCAAUCUGCUCAGUGUCACGUACUUGGGGAUUCAUCUAGAGCAGGAGUUUGGACCAUUAAGGUCGGGGAUGAUCUAUAUACUCUCUGCCUUGGUUGGUAGCCUGGUUUCUGCGCUUUUUGUCCAAGACAGUCCACAAGUCGGUUCAUCUGCUGCUCUUUUUGGACUAUUGGGAGCUAUGCUUGCUGUUUUAAUACGCUAUUGGAGACAUUUCAAUGAUAAGUUUGCUGCUCUGGUUUUCAUUUUCUCAAUCUUCACAAUCAAUUUCGCUCUUGGCCUGUUGCCCUAUAUCGACAACUUUUCGAGCAUGGGAGGCUUCAUAUCGGGAUUUCUACUUGGUUUUGUGGCUCUAUAUAAACCUCAACGUAGAGAACUUCCUCCUAAUAAGGUUGGUCUCUUUGACUAUGGUGUUCAGAGUUCCAUCAAGUUGAAGCAGAUGCUGGAUGAACCAGUGCUGAGGAUUGUGGCUCUUCUUCUCUUUGCUCUCGUAUUCUCAGGGUGUCUUGUCGCAGCACUAAGGAGAAUCGACUUUAACCAGUACUGCAGUUGGUGUUAUUUUCUCAAUUGCAUCCCUUCAAAAAGAUGGAGCUGCAACGACAUGACGACUUCUUGCGAGAUCUUGCAGUCUGUGGAGCGCAAUGCCGAGUUAACUUUGACCUGCAUGGCUAAUGGCAAAUUCAGGGUGUUUCCUUUCACCAACAUUUCGCCAGCUAGAAUGGGGGAUUUGUGCACUCUGCUAUGCUCGUAGAUCUUCUGUCUCGGACAAAUUAGCUUCGCAUUCUCUGACGGUCUCAAGCACGGUUUAUGACUUGUACUUCAGUCUUGCGGUGAAUUUUGGUAUUCUUUUGUAGAGACUACAUCGACUGUAGAAGGCCUAAUUUCCAGAAAAAGCUUGAAGGUCAGACUAAGUUUUCGAAUCUGUUCUGACCUUAAAAAUGCGAUGGCUUGAGGUUCUUUUCGAUUU